Molecule: messenger RNA, 900 nt
Organism: Triticum turgidum subsp. durum (durum wheat)
Lineage: Eukaryota; Viridiplantae; Streptophyta; Magnoliopsida; Poales; Poaceae
Source: the annotation of a GenBank genome assembly
AUGGCCACCGCCGUGCUCCGCUGCCCGCUGCUCGCCUCGCCUCUCCCGGCCGCCGGCGGCGCCGCCGCCGCCUCGUGUUCCGGAUCCUCUCGCCCCUCGCGCGUCCACAUACGGCGGCGAAGGUGCCCGGGUCCCCCGCUCGCCGUCUCCUCCGACUCCUCCAAGCCCCUCGCCUCCUCCUCGACCGGCGGCGGCGGCGACCCCGACGAGGAGCCCGUCCUGCCCCUCCUCCAGGAACUCGCGGAUUGCUUGGUGCUCCCGCCCAAAUUCCUGUCCCUGCUGCCCCGCGACCUCCGCCUCGAUCUCAAUGACGCGGCAUUCGAUCUCUCCAACGGGCCUGUUCUCAACGAGUGUGGCCAAGAGGUCGGUGACCUGCUGCUGGACCUGGGAAAAGCAUGGGAGAUGGCUAACACAGAAGCAUCAAACAACCUUGCCAAGCAGCUGCCGUCGAUGGCGCCCUACUUGACCGCCAGCGCGAAAUCAGCAUUUGGCAAGCGGCUGGCAUCAGCCGGAAAGAAGUUUCAGACUAUGGGGCAGUAUGGCAAUGGAGAGUUCAAGAAGAUUUCUGAAACAAUGAUCAAGAUCGGUAAGGCUCUGUCGAAACGCCCAGUGAUUCAAGCUGAAGUACAGGCCAUGAAAGAAAAAAGAAAGCUGAAGUUUGCAGGAGCUGAAUUCGAAUUGACAGCGCAAAAUGCGUACAUCGGUGCUGCAGUUGGACUAGUUUUCGGGUUCUUCUCCUGGCAGCUGGCCCAAGGCGUGCAAAGCAGUCCAGACGACAGCCAGCCGCUCAAGGUCCCGCUGCUGCUCCUCGGCUACACUUCGACGGCCCUGUCCGCGGCCGCGGCGGUGGGGCUCGUGGUGCUGGCCCUGCAGAUGAACCCCGAGGACAAGUCGGACUAA